AUGCAAGUAGAUCCUAGACUAGCCGAGUGGACCAAGAUUUCUCUCACCAACUUCUGCUGUUGUCCAACUGAGAAGUCAUACCUCAAGACUAGUCAAGGUGAAAACUCUAACAACGGCCAACAAUGGCUCCCAAAAGUUUCAGGCUGACUGGAGUCAAAUUCACCUGUCAAGAACUUUGAGAGAACUUACUGUGCUGGAGUUAUGAGUUAUAACAACUCAUAUGCGUGUAAGCAAUCUAAUGACGAUGCAAAAUCUCUACAUCAAGGUCAUCAACAACUAGUUAUCUCUGAAUCAAAACAACAUGACGAAUCAAAAGUGGACUUAGAUUCUGAAUGUGAGAGCCAAUCCCAAGUCAAAACUUCAAGAAGACAUCGUUCAAAGAAUGAAGAAACUGAGUCAAUUGAAGAGUUUACGCUUGCAAGGCCCACUCAGAACUACAAAACCAGGAGAGAUCUUGUCUAUAAGGCUGCAUUCAGAAGGAUGAGGAAGUAUUUCAUCCAAGAUUUCAAAGAGACCACCAAGCAUUCUCUUCCAGAGACUGACUACCCAUCGAGACUUAGAGAGUACUGUGCUGUAAAGUUCCCAGAAAGCAACACUGACAGAGUCCUUGUGGUGUUUGAUUGUAUCGUCAACUCCAAAGGCAAACUCGGAGCCAUACCCAGCGAAGACAGAGACCUCAAGAAUCUGACUGAGAAGCUGAUGUACUUUUACUCUGAGAAAAUGUUCAAAAGGAUGAGGGACCAUCCAGAGUUCUUGGAAAUGCUGCUGCACUUCCUUAACAUUGAGGGAGUAAGCAACCUGAUCUACUCGGACAACAGAGUGUCCUUCCAGAGGAAAGUGAAGACCCACUUGCACAAACUCAAAGAGAGGACUCUCAGGAUGCUUCCGUCUGCCUCAGAAUAAUCUUAAUUUGUAAAACUAAUUUGGAUCUAACA
Molecule: messenger RNA, 935 nt
Organism: Moneuplotes crassus
Lineage: Eukaryota; Ciliophora; Spirotrichea; Euplotida; Euplotidae
Source: the annotation of a GenBank genome assembly